This is a messenger RNA of Euleptes europaea (tarantolino), 1371 nucleotides long. It is a transcript of the gene PRDM14, whose product is annotated as PR/SET domain 14. Gene Ontology annotation, cellular component: nucleus. Bases 1 to 1371 code for a protein of 456 amino acids. The transcript is spliced from 6 exons. Gene Ontology annotation, molecular function: RNA polymerase II transcription regulatory region sequence-specific DNA binding; protein binding. Gene Ontology annotation, biological process: regulation of transcription by RNA polymerase II. The record is from RefSeq and is a predicted model, not a curated record. Lineage: Eukaryota; Metazoa; Chordata; Lepidosauria; Squamata; Sphaerodactylidae.
AUGGCCUCGCCGCUGCCCGGCGGCGGCCCGCCGCCCGUCGGGGGGAGCGGAGACUCGCUGCUGCUGCUGCUGCGGGGCUGCCCGCUGCCCUCCUGCCGCCCGCCGGGGCCCCCGCCGCGCUUCCCGCAGGCGCCGCCCGACGGCCCCGCCCCGCCCCCGACGGCCCCGCCGCGCCCGCCGCCCUUCCCCUACCCCUACCCGCGCCCGUCGCUGCCCCGGCCGCUGCCGCGCCUGGCCGCGCCCCGCCGGCCCCACGGAGCCUGGCCCGGGAGGAGCAGCCCGCCCGCCCCCCAGCCCCCGCCCCCGGCCGGCCGGCCCUCGCCCCCCGCCUACCGCUUCACGGCCCAGGAGCUCCACGCCGUCCUGUACGGGGCUCCGCCGCCAGCCGCCCGCCCGCCCCGCAGCCCAGGCCUAACAGUGCUGCAGAUGGCAUCCCUGGACAGCCCUCAGCUAGGCGUCUUUUGCACCCAGGCCAUCCCGAAGGGGGUCCGCUUUGGCCCUUUCCAAGGCAGAGUGGUCAACACCAGCGAGAUCAAGACGUACGACGACAAUUCCUUGAUGUGGGAGAUCUUCGAGGACGGCCGCUUGAGUCAUUUCAUCGACGGCAAAGGCACCUCCGGCAACUGGAUGUCCUUGGUGAACUGUGCCCGCUUCCCGGAGGAGCAGAACAUGAUGGCCCUCCAGUGCCAGGGCCAGAUCUACUAUGAGACCUGCAAGGAGAUCUCCCCGGGCCAGGAGCUGCUGGUCUGGUAUGGUGACUGCUACCUGCAGUUCCUAGGCAUCCCCAUCAGCCUGAAGGGCCCUGCUGAAGACAAGCGAGCCCAGCAGCACUGCGAAGAGUCUGUGGAAGGCUACAAAUGCGAGCGCUGCGGCAAAGUUUUUGCCUACAAAUACUAUCGGGACAAGCAUCUGAAAUACACACGCUGCGUGGACCAAGGAGACCGGAAAUUUCCUUGCCAUCUCUGCAACCGAUCCUUUGAGAAAAGGGACCGGCUGCGGAUCCACGUCCUCCACGUCCACGAGAAACACCGGCCGCACAAAUGCUCUAUAUGUGGGAAGAGUUUCUCUCAGUCUUCCAGCCUGAACAAACACAUGAGGGUGCAUUCUGGGGAACGGCCCUAUAAGUGUGUUUACUGUAACAAGGCAUUCACUGCCUCCAGUAUCCUCCGUACUCACAUUCGCCAGCAUUCCGGAGAGAAGCCUUUUAAGUGCAAACACUGCGGCAAGGCCUUUGCCUCACACGCAGCCCACGAUAGUCACGUGCGGCGCACGCACAAUAAUAAAGAGAAAGGCCGCGCAUGCACAGUGUGUGGCAAAACGUUCCUAGAGGCAGAAGAGUUCUGUUUCCACAUGAAGUUCCAUGCAGCUUAG